UUUGGAAACUGUUUAAUGAAACACAGGUUGAAUAUGGCAGCAAGACCUUUACAAGUUAAUUCAGGAUCAAAUGGAGGGAACCUAUUCACUCACGUUGGUGGCGGACCAACAGCUGAGCAGCAAGAUCCAGGACUGUACGGCACCAGCCAAGACCCAGGACCUUCAUUCCAUCCCCAACACUACAUCUCUGCCCGGCCUGUCUUACAUGCUCUACCUCCACCCCAUUUCCUCCAGUGCCAGUGGCCCAUGCCCUUCUCCUAUUCCCCUUUUGGUGGCUUCCCAGGCAUGGGCUAUGGUAUGGUCAUGCCCUCAUUCCCUCCUCCUCCCUAUAUGCAGGCUCCAGCCUACAUCCUGCCCCACCCUCACAUUCAACCAGUCGACUACAGACGGUUGCUCCACCCCCAAGUCCAUGUUCCCAACGCACCCUACCGGAACCAAAACCAGACCUGCAGAAUUCACCCGCCUCAUGCUGGCCGUGUUCGAGAAACCGUGAACUCUGAGGUCCAAACAGAACCCACACAGAUAGACGGUGGUUACGGUGAGGAAAGCCCACCUGUCAGCUCAGAUUCUGCCUGUGGAUCAGCCUCAAACUCUCCAUCAUCCUCAAGUUCCAGCUCCCAAAAACGAGGUUCUGCCGAGGUUGAAAACUAUACCUUACCCAGCAGUAAUGCAAAAGACACCAUGGUUAAAAGGUCCAGCACAAGUAGCACAGUCAAACACCGCUUUAAAGUCCUGCACCCUACAGAAACGAAGACUGUCCAGUCAGAUGUGAGAGCAACUCUAGAAACACAGAAGAGCCGGAAAGACUUUGUUGUUCAGAAGAAUAUUUCCCCUUGCAGAAACAAUGACUUCCAUUUUUGGUCAGUGAGUUCUCCAGAUGGCAUUGUUCCUGUGUGUAGCUCUUCUCAACAAGAGGAGGAGGUUGUCAAAGAGAGACGUGUCUCUGUUCCUGACAUUCUGAGGAGUUGGGGAGGUGGCACGCCGCAGGCAACAAUGCUGAAAAUGGCAGACAAGUUGCUUGAGACUGACCACCAACUGCCAUCUUAUGAAACUGAAGUAGAGGAUAAGUCAGUUUACCAGAGUCAAACUGAGACCAGAAAUGAUCCAGUGGUGGCUGACUGUGCUUUUGCUCACGAUGAUGCUGAGGGUAACUUAAGGUAUAAGGACAGUGCAACCCUUUUCAAGAUCCUUAAACUGAGAAAAGGUCAUGAAGAGCGAAAGGCAGAAUCCAGAAGAGAAAAUGAGCCUGUGGGAUUGGUUGGCUCUGUAAGGCACUUACCCUACAGAGAUGAACUGCUACAUUCAUUUAACAAAUCCCAAAAGCUCCCUGACAAUGAGCAAGAAGAGGGCAACGAGACAAAUCCACAUGAAGACACUACAGAGAUCAUUCCCUAUCAAAUGUUUUUAAAAGGCUGUCAGAUGAAGACAAAAAUGAAUGAGUCUGUUUGGUCUGUGGAGUCUCUGCCCCUUUUUAUCCCCACUAAGGAGUGGCUGCUGAACAGCAUGUUUGAGCCUGAAAUAACUGACCCCGUUCCAGUGUCUGACAGCUGGCUCGUUUUCAGUACCCCAGCUGAGAAGUUAAGUCCACCAAAGGAGGAGAGUGAAAUUGAUGCCUCAGAAAUGAGGAGAACAAAGAGAGGCCAGAGCAAGACUCCUUCAGAAAAUGAUCACUUCGCUUCCCCAACUCUGCAGAAUAAACUAAAUUUAACUACCCUCACUGAAGAGGACAUGGACACAAAUAGGUCUUCUGAACCAGAGGCUAAUCAAAGCCCAAACCAGGAAUUGCUUGUUGUAAAUGAACAGGAGAAAGGCCCCUGCUCCUCUGUGCAGGAAGAAACCCUUUUCUUGAAAUCUGCAGCAGGGGAGAAAAUCUCAACAGGCCAGCUAAUUCGCCAAAACGGAGUGGACACAGAGGUGGGGGAUGGAGCAUGUGGGAAAGAAGUCAGUCUGAGAAACAAGCAACUGUGUGUCCCCAAGGCUGACGAGAAGAUGACUGAAGUGUCUCCAUCGAAGGGAUGUUUAGUGGAAUGUGGCAUCCAGUGUACUGAAAUGAAGUGUGCAUGUAAAGAGAUGAGCAGCAUGGGACCAAGAAGGCAUCCUUUCAAAUAUUCAGAUAUGAAGAAGGCAAACAAUGGCCAGGCUGAAGGAUUCAGCAUAAUGGAAUAUGGGCUGAAAAACCAGAAGAGGAAUGGUAACCGGAGGAACCGGGGUCAAGGUGGAAAUGGAAGGAACCCACCGCACUGAGCACCACUGACUACACUCUACAAGACAACACUUGGUUUAAAAAAAAUCUAUUUUAAAUGUUGAAAUGUAAUUUCUAUUAUUAAUAAAUGUUUUUGUAUCAAUA
Perca fluviatilis (European perch) is the source of this 2347-nucleotide messenger RNA. RefSeq lists its product as uncharacterized. The record is from RefSeq and is a predicted model, not a curated record. The transcript has 5 exons. Bases 16 to 2244 code for a protein of 742 amino acids. NCBI's taxonomy places the organism in Eukaryota, Metazoa, Chordata, Actinopteri, Perciformes, Percidae.